Molecule: messenger RNA, 4394 nt
Organism: Petromyzon marinus (sea lamprey)
Lineage: Eukaryota; Metazoa; Chordata; Hyperoartia; Petromyzontiformes; Petromyzontidae
Source: RefSeq, a predicted model, not a curated record
CCUCCCAUCUCUCCCCUCCUCCCAUCUCUCCACUCCUCCCAUCUCUCCCGCUCUCCCCUCUCAUCCCGUCUCCAUGGUAACCGCUGGGCGCGCACUGAGGAUAGAUGAACCCCCCCCCCCCGCCCCCACUCUUGCCUCUCUCCCACUCUCUUUCAUCGCUCUCCCCGCUCUCCCCCGCCUCUCCCCCAUCACGGGAGUUUUUAUUUUUAACGGGACGGGGCGACGCUCGGGAGGUUUACACGGGGCCCAUCACCACCAUCCCUCGCCCUCCAUCCACCAUCAUCCCAUCAUCGUCCAUCCACCAUCACCCUCCACCAUCCCUCACCCAGGCCCCUCACGCUCCAUCCACCAUCACCCCUCAUCAUCCACCAUCCCCCCCCCCCCCUCCAUCGCUCACCCCCCAAAGGGCUCCAAGUUGUGAAUUGUUGUCAGGAGCGAUGUCAGCCGCCAUCGCUACCUCGCGGUGAUGGUGAUGAUGAUGGUGGUGGUGGUGAUGUCUUUGCGCUCCACUGCACCGUACGCGACUCUGCUGCUACUGCUGCUCACUGCUCGAGCCGCUGUUGGUGAUGGUGGUGGUGAUGGUGGUGAUGGAGGGCAGCCGAGCACUGAAGCAGACGAGCAAGGGGUUCGGCAAGCCAGGACCCCGACGUCCGGGGUCUCAACGUGGACCUCUGGCCCCGGCACCCCUACCGUACCCCCUGGGACCCCCCCUCUGUCGUCCACGAACUUUGAGACUCCGCAGCCAACAGGUGGUGAGGCGGUGGAUUUUGAACCGAGUGACGUCACGCCCGGUGCCCAGGCUCCGACCAAUCAGGAGACGGCAGGGCCUCCACAGACCACGCCCACUAGCGCACCUGUGACUCCACGUGACUCCGGUGGGACCCCGUCCCGGCAGGAGGUUGGAGAACGUGGGGUUGAAGAAAUCGGGAGGGAGGAGGAGGCUGGGGUCCCUGGGAGGGAGGGGACUGAGAGCCCUGAGAGGGAGGAGACUGGGGGCCCAGUGGGAGAGACUGGGGGCUCUGGGAGGGAGAAUGAGGCUGGGGGUCCAGGAAGGGAGAAUGAGGCUGGGGGCCCUGGGAGGGUGGGGACUGAGAGCCCUGAGAGGGAAGAGACUGGGACCCCUGAGAGGGAGGAGACUGGGGGCCCAGUGGGAGAGACUGGGGGCCCUGGGAGGGAGAAUGAGGCUGGGGGCCCUGGGAGGGAGGGGACCGAGAGCCCUGAAAGAGAGGAGACUUUGGACCCAGUGAGAGAGACUGGGGGUCCAGGGAGGGAGAAUGAGGCUGGGGGCCCUGGGAGGGAAGAGACUGGGGAUCUCGUAAGGGAGGAGGAGGCUUGGGAGGGGACCGAGGGCCCUGGGAGGGAGGAAACUGGGGACCCAGUGAGAGAGACUGUGGACCCAGGGAGGGAGGAGGAGACUGUAGACCCAGGGAGGGAGGAGGAGACUGGAGGUUCUGAGAGGGAGGAGACCGAGGGCCCUGGCAGGGAGCAGACUGGGGGCUCAGUGGGAGAGACUGGGGGCCCAGGGAGGGAGGAGGAGACUGUGGAUUCAGAGAGGGAGGAGGAGACUGGAGGUUCUGAGAGGGAGGAGACCGAGAGCCCUGGGAGGGAGGAGACUGGGGGCUCAGUGGGAGAGACUGGGGGCCCAGGGAGGGAGCAGGAGACUGAGAGGGGGGAGGCAGGGGGCCCAGGGAGGGAGGAGUCUGGGGGCCCAGGGAGGGAGGAGACCGAGGGCCCUGGGAGGGAGGAGACCGAGGGUCCUGGGAGGGAGGAGACUGGGGGCCCAGUGGGAGAGACUGGAGGCCCAGGGAGGGAGGAGGAGACUGAGAGGGAGGAGGCAGGGGGCCCAGGAAGGGAGGAGACCGAGGACCCUGGGAGGGAGGAGACCGAGGGCCCUGGUAGGGAGGAGACCGAGGGCCCUGGGAGGGAAGAUAUUUGGGGCCCUGGGAGGGAGGAAGAAGAGACUGAGAGGGAGGAGGCUGGGGGCCCUGGGAGGGAGGAGACCGAGGGCCCUGGGAGGGAGGAGACCGGGGGCCCUGGGAGGGAGGACGAGGCUGGGGGCCCUGUGGAGGAGGAUGAGAUUGGAGGCCUUGUGAGAGAGAGCGGGGACCAUAGGGGCCCUCAUGGAGAGGUGCAGACUGGGGGCCUUAACAGGGAGGACGGGAUUGGAGGCCCUGGGAGGAAGGAGGCUGGGGGGCGUGCGGGGAAGGAGACUGGGGGCACGAGGGACCCUGCAGAGGAUGAGGAGGCCGGGGCCCCUGCAGGUGGAGAGGAUCCCCGGGGCCCCCCCCUCCCCGCCCUGCUGGGGGCACUGGGAGUGGCGUGUGCACUGCUCCUGGCACUGGCGGCCGCGUGCGCCGCGUGGAGGAGGAGCGCGCGGAGAGCGAAGAGUGGGCGGCUCACCGAGGAGAUGCAGGGACCGCGCUUUGGUUGCCACGACAACCCGGCGAUGGACCCCCGUCCAGAGAUGCAGGAGCGGCCCCACAGCUGGAAUGGGGGGCCCGGGCCGGGGCUGCCCCCUCCACGAGGGGUCCCUCCGGGCGUGGCCAGACCCCCCUGGGCCCCCCAGCACGCCUCACACCCCAGGGCUCCAAGCAAGAGAGAGCACCACGAGGAGGAGGACACACACCUGUAGAGAAGCGACCUCAGCAGGACACGCGAUCUCACUUGGACAAGCGAUCUCACCUAGACACGCAGCCUCACCUGGACACACUGCCUCACCUGGACAAGUAACCUCACCUGGACACGCGACCUUACCUGGACACGCGGCCUCACCUGAACAUGCUGCUUCACCUGGACACGCUGCCUCACAUAGACACGCGGCUUCACCUGGAUACGCGAUCUCACCUUGAUACGCGACCUCACCUGGAUACGCGACCUCACCUGGACAGGCGGCCUCACCUGGACACACGAUCUCACCUGGCAACGCAAUCUCACCUGGACACGCGGCCUCACCUGGACAUGCUGCCUCACCUAGACACGCUGCCUCACCUGGACACGCGACCUCACCUGGCAACACGGCCUCACCUGGAUACGCAACCUCACCUGGACAGGCGGCCUCACCUGGACACACGAUCUCACUUAGAUACGCAAUCUCACUUGGACCCGCGAUCCCACCUGUUCACAUUCUCACCUGCACACAGAUUUACUCGCCUGCACACCACCUGGUCGCGUGAGACUGCAGGCAGGUGGGGGGGGGGGGGUGCCGUCACGUGCUUGUGUCUGCGAUUGCCUACUAAGGGCGCCACUCGAGCACCAGAUUCCCCUUUCCCCUCCAAUUCGUCCUCCUCGCCCUGUCUCACCCCGGAUGGAGGAGGAGCCCGGAUCGAUAGCGCGUGUCCUGGUGGUGACGCCAGCGUCUGCCCAACUUGGCCCUGCCCCCCAAACUCCAAUCAAAAUCCUCAUUCCAAGCGUGAAUAAUCCCUAAGGCCAACCCAACCCUAACCCUAAUCCCAGUUAUAACCCUAACCACAACCCAAACCCUAGCCCUAAUCCCAACCUUAACGCCAACCCUAACUUGAGCCUCAACCCAAACCCUAAGCCUUACUCUAACCCCAAUCCUAACCUGAACCCUAAUCCCAACUCGAACCCAAACCCUAAUCCUCGCCCUAAUCCGAAAGCUACGCGAGUCUCUAACUCCAAUGCGAAUCCGAAUCAAAACCCCAACUCUGACCCUAAAUCAUUCCUCAACUCCACCUCUGUGCCUAACCCUAUCCCCGAGCCUAAAUCAUGAUUUCGAGCUCCAUGCCUAGCCAGAGACCUGAAUACCAUCUGACCCUACUAACCCUAUCCACGACCCCGAAUUCCCAACCUCCAACCAACCCCAACCCUAAUCCCGACUCUAACCCAGACCCCCCCCCCCCCUGAUGACCCCGGCACCCAAAGGUCACCGUGGCCCCCCGAGGAGGUGGGGUCAGUGUGAAGUGACUUCUCGCUGGGAGAGGAGCUCGCAAACGCGCGAUCGCUCGAUUCCACGUUUGUUCCACCGGGUCACUUUUUUCCCUUUUAAGCCCGAUGUUCCGUGUCAGCACCUCGUGGCGUUGAAGGACGGCUUCGACGUUUCGUGGCGCGCUGGCGAUUCGUGCUCUCGUUUAUUUGGGGGGGGGGGGGGUGUGUCUGUGUGUGCGUCUGUGUGUGUGUCUGUGUGUGUGUUUGUGUUUUUCGUGGAGUCCCCCACGCUGCGUCGAUGGCUGCACGCAAACGCCACUUGAACUUGCACGAAAUACACGCGACGUAGUAACGCACGAGUGAAUAUAACCUCGCAAACACACAAAUGUCUCUAUGUGAAUAACGCUCGCGACAAGACGCGCGUGGACGUGACGUGUGUGUGUGUACGUGCGCCGUGCUGGUCUUAGUAGGUGCUCGCUAACAUACAAACAAAAAACAUUUGCCCCCAA